AGGGGGACGGGGCGUGGCAGGGCUCACUCGCGGGCUGCGUGGGGCUCACCGAGCCCGGGAACGCAGGUUUCGGGGGGGUGGGAACGCGCAGCCCUGGGGCCGGGGCGGCUGCGUGCGGAGAUGGCGGCGCGAUGGAGCAGCGAGAACGUGGUGGUAGAGUUCCGCGACUCCCAGGCAACCGCAAUGUCCGUGGACUGUCUGGGGCAGCAUGCUGUGCUCUCCGGCCGCCGAUUCUUAUACAUCGUUAAUCUAGAUGCCCCUUUCGAAGGUCACCGAAAGAUCUCUCGCCAGAGCAAGUGGGACAUCGGAGCUGUGCAGUGGAAUCCUCAUGACAGCUUUGCGCACUAUUUUGCAGCUUCGAGUAACCAACGGGUUGACCUUUAUAAGUGGAAAGAUGGCAGCGGGGAAGUUGGCACUACCUUACAAGGCCACACUCGUGUAAUCAGUGACUUGGACUGGGCAGUGUUUGAGCCGGAUCUGCUGGUUACCAGCUCUGUGGACACCUACAUCUACAUUUGGGAUAUCAAAGACACAAGGAAGCCUACCGUUGCGCUCUCUGCUGUAGCGGGUGCCUCACAGGUCAAAUGGAAUAAAAAAAAUGCUAAUUGCCUCGCCACCAGUCAUGAUGGGGACGUGCGGAUAUGGGACAAGCGGAAACCCAGCACCGCAGUGGAGUACCUCGCAGCCCACCUCUCCAAAAUCCAUGGCCUGGACUGGCACCCAGACAUCGAGCACAUUCUUGCUACCUCCAGCCAAGACAACUCUGUCAAGUUCUGGGACUACCGCCAGCCUCGGAAAUACCUCAGUAUUCUCCCUUGCCAGGUGCCCGUCUGGAAGGCCAGAUACACGCCUUUCAGCAAUGGACUGGUGACUGUGAUGGUUCCCCAGCUGCGGAGGGAAAAUAGUCUUCUCUUGUGGAACGUCUUUGACUUGAACACGCCAGUGCAUACCUUUGUGGGGCACGAUGAUGUGGUGCUGGAGUUCCAGUGGAGAAGACAGAAGGAGGGGUCCAAGGACUACCAACUGGUCACGUGGUCACGGGAUCAGACCUUGAGAAUGUGGCGGGUGGAUUCCCAGAUGCAGAGGCUUUGUGCAAAUGACAUAUUAGAUGGUGUUGAUGAGUUCAUUGAGAGCAUUUCUCUUCUGCCGGAACCAGAGAAGACCCUUCACACUCAAGAUACGGAUCACCAGCACAACUCGAGCCAUGGGGAGGAAGAAGUCUUAAAGGAAGACCCCCCAAGCAGUAUCCUGGAAGAGAAGAAGUCAGAUCAGCUGGGACUGCCUCAGACUUUGCAGCAGGAGUUCUCCCUGAUCAACGUGCAGAUCCGGAAUGUCAACGUGGAGAUGGAUGCGGCGGACAGGAGCUGCACGGUGUCUGUGCACUGCAGCAGCCACCGCGUCAAGAUGCUGGUCAAGUUCCCCGCACAGUAUCCCAACAACGCUGCCCCCUCGUUCCAGUUUAUCAACCCCACCACCAUCACGUCCACGAUGAAAGCCAAGCUGCUGAAGAUCCUGAAAGACACUUCCCUGCAAAAAGUGAAGCGCAACCAGAGUUGUUUGGAGCCCUGCCUGCGCCAGCUCGUCUCCUGCCUUGAGUCUUUUGUGAACCAAGAAGACAGCACUUCCAGCAACCCCUUUGCACUCCCAAACUCCGUCACUCCGCCCUUACCAACGUUUGCCCGGGUGACCACUGCCUAUGGGUCAUACCAAGAUGCCAACAUUCCCUUCCCUAGGACCUCGGGGGCCAGGUUCUGUGGAGCAGGCUAUCUGGUGUAUUUCACGCGGCCUAUGACGAUGCAUCGAGCAGUGUCUCCGACAGAACCUACUCCGAGGUCUCUGUCAGCCUUGUCUGCUUAUCAUACUGGCUUGAUUGCGCCAAUGAAGAUCCGCACAGAGGCCCCUGGGAACCUUCGUUUAUACAGUGGGAGCCCCACUCGAAGUGAGAAAGAGCAGGUCUCCAUCAGCUCCUUCUACUACAAGGAGCGGAAAUCCAGGAGAUGGAAAAGCAAGCGUGAGGGAUCGGACUCCGGCAAUCGACCCAUCAAGGCUGCUGGGAAGGUUAUCAUCCAGGACACUGCGUGCCUUCUUCCUGUUCACAAGUCACUGGGAGAACUGUACAUAUUGAAUGUGAAUGAUAUUCAAGAAACAUGUCAGAAGAAUGCCACUUCGGCCUUGCUCGUGGGAAGGAAGGACCUUGUCCAGGUUUGGUCGCUGGCUACAGUCGCUACAGAUCUUUGCCUUGGCCCGAAGUCUGACCCAGAUUUGGAAACGCCCUGGGCUCGACAUCCAUUCGGGCGACAGCUGCUGGAAUCCUUGUUGGCUCAUUACUGCCGACUCCGGGACGUCCAGACACUGGCCAUGUUGUGCAGUGUGUUUGAAGCCCAGUCUCGGCCUCAGGGAAUACCAAACCCCUUCGGACCCUUUCCCGGCCGGUCCUCUAACCUCGUGGUGUCCCACAGCCGAUAUCCUAGCUUUACUUCCUCGGGCUCCUGCUCCAGCAUGUCGGACCCAGGGCUCAACACUGGUGGCUGGAACAUAGCGGGAAGGGAGGCAGAACAUGUAUCUUCACCUUGGGGAGAGUCUUCUCCAGAAGAAAUCCGCUUUGGGAGUCUUACCUACAGUGAUCCUCGUGAGCGAGAACGUGACCAGCAUGAUAAAAAUAAAAGGCUUCUGGACCCUGCCAAUACCCAGCAAUUUGAUGACUUUAAGAAAUGCUAUGGAGAAAUCCUCUAUCGCUGGGGGCUGAGAGAGAAACGAGCUGAGGUGCUGAAGUUUGUCUCCUGUCCUCCUGAUCCUCACAAAGGGAUCGGUAGGGAAGACGGCGUGAGACUGGUCAGCCGUUGCUGGGUGUCACUGAGUCCUUCGCUUCUGUCAACAAACGAUCGGUGGCCACCUCCACGAGCCAGACCCGUGCAGCCACUGGCAUAGGAGAGAAUGAGGCGUAGCUACCUCCUGGGCUUUUCACCCGAGGCCCCUGGCCACCAGGCGUCUGGCACGCUGUCCACCUGCACCCCGCCGGCAGGGACGGCAGCUUCUCUUUGUCAGACUUAGUGAGAUUGUGGACGAAGAGCUGCUGUUGAAGAAAAGGGAGCACCACAGCUGUGAUAGAAUCCCGUAGAGUCCUCCAGCGAAUACGUCGUUCUCACAGUGCCGUGUCCCUCUGCGGAACUAACUUACCGUGUCUCUUGUUCUGGCCAUCCCCACCCGUUCGCAGAGUUUGGCGUGUACUGCAGCCACUGUCGGAGCGAGGUCCGUGGCACGCAGUGUGCCAUCUGCAAAGGCUUCACAUUCCAGUGUGCCAUCUGCCACGUGGCGGUGCGCGGCUCGUCCAACUUCUGCCUGACCUGCGGGCACGGUGGGCACACCAGCCACAUGAUGGAGUGGUUUCGGACCCAGGAGGUGUGUCCCACCGGGUGUGGAUGCCACUGCCUGCUUGAGAGCACAUUCUGAACUUACAGACCUUGGGAGUUGUCACAAAUCCCGGAGGACCCCGUAAACGCUGGACGGCAAGUUCUCCGCCAGGAGAGAGGCUCCCGAAGCCAUUCCCAGCUAGACUGGGGCACGUUCCCCUCAGAGACUGCCACAGCCCCAGCCACUCAUGAGCUUUUGUUUCUCUUCUGUGUGGCUGUUGAUGGCAGCGAUGUCACCGGGCAGGAGGAGAACAGAUGUGCAGAGCCGCGUAGCCAGGUGGAAAUUUCCUUGCAGAAAGGCACCUGGCUCCAGAGCCAUGUUUACCUUUAAGGUGUUAACCAUAAACCACUGAGCAGCAUCCUUUCUGAUGCCGUUUCAGACCACGGUGGGAUGCAAAGGACGGUCUCCUGAGCCGAAGGACGAUGGACAUUAACUUAGUUGACAAGUGGGCCUGUGAUGUAAAUUGGUACAUUUAAUGGACUGAUGGGUAGUGGCCUUUUAAAAAUGCUAAAUUAUAAAUAUAUGAUGUACUUAAAGAGUCUAAA
Molecule: messenger RNA, 3956 nt
Organism: Leopardus geoffroyi (Geoffroy's cat)
Lineage: Eukaryota; Metazoa; Chordata; Mammalia; Carnivora; Felidae
Gene: WDR59
Product: WD repeat domain 59
Exons: 26
Coding region: 121-2928 (935 amino acids)
Molecular function (GO): protein binding
Source: RefSeq, a predicted model, not a curated record